GUUCGACAACCACAGGCGAACACAAAACAGUUAUAAUCGCGCUUCCAGUGAUUUUCUUUCGGCUGAAAAGCGCACAUUGUCUGUAAAACGGGUAAGUUUGUUUUCGCAAAAGAUUGCGUAUCGAAAGAUAUUGAAAUACUUUUUUACACUUAUUAAUCGUUAUUAUUCGGAAAAGGCUUGCCAAUUCCUACAGGGAAAAUUUUUAAACCAUAUCUUACGUCAUAUACUGGUUAUCUCUUAAGAGCAGUGAUUAGGAAAAAUCGCGCGUUUAAGGUUGACGUUGAGAAUUCAGUUUCUUUGAAUUUUGCAUAUCAAUGCCCAUAUCAACGCUUGAAUGAGCGACUAAACGAGUACUGAGAAAAUGCGAAGUGAGCUUGUCAAACAAACCUAUUACCGAAGAGCAGGUUCUGUUUAUACGGUGAUAAAUUCUAAUUUUAUAUUUGUUUUAACUAUGAUGACGAGUUUCGCAACAGCUGUGUAACCUUUGACUCUUAUGUAUGAUCUUUCAUAUAUUCAUUUGCACUUGUAUUACUAUCGUUUCGUUAGUAAAUGGAAGCGGGUUUUUCUGUUAAUGGAAACUCGGUAUCAAACAUUCAUCACACUUAUUCUUCAGGUUCUCGCGCGAAAUGAAUUUUUUGCUCGGUUCUUUCACACCAUUGCUCUUACGACUUAGAAUGCUAUUGUGAACAAAUAUUACACUUUGAAUGUUUUCUCCUCCAAAGAUAAUAGUAACUCUACUGUAAGCUCUCUUAUCAACAAUGACGACAUCUGGAAAUCUCGCAUGAGAGAGAUACAAGGCGCCAUAAUGGUCUCCUCCUUGUUUGAAAUCGUGAUCGGUUUCACUGGCCUCAUUGGGUUUCUUCUUCGCUUCAUUGGACCGUUGACCAUUGCACCUACAAUCACCCUAGUUGGAGUGGCACUCUUCCAAUCGGCCGCAGACGAGGCUGGUACACACUGGGGAAUUUCGAUGACGAGUACCGUGUUAGUAACCCUGUUUUCACAGUACCUUACCAAUGUCAAGAUUCCAGUGCCCGGAUAUAGCAAAGAACGGGGAGGUUUCUAUGUUGGUCGCUUCCCGUUGUUCAGAUUAUUUCCGGUUAUUCUAGCAAUAGCAGUAUCGUGGGUAAUUUGUGCCAUCAUCACUGCAGCGGGAGGCUUUCCUUCUGAUCCCAGCAUUCCUCAGUACAUGGCGAGAACUGACGCCAGGGCUGCUGUGGUGAAAGAAGCCAAAUGGUUCAGAGUUCCAUAUCCAGGUCAGUGGGGAAUGCCUACUGUCAGUGUUGCAGGGGUGUUUGGGAUGCUUGCUGGGGUGUUGGCCUCCAUUAUAGAUUCUGUGGGAGAUUACUAUGCCUGCGCGAGAAUAUCAGGAGCGCAACCACCGCCAAAACACGCCAUCAACCGUGGAAUUGGAAUAGAAGGUAUUGGAUGCCUCUUCGCAGGGGCUUUUGGGAGUGGAAGUGGUACAGCCACGUACAGUCAAAAUAUUGGGGCCAUCGGGAUUACUAAGGUUGGCAGUCUUCGCGUCGUCCAGUUUGGAGCUCUUGCAAUGAUGGUUGUUGGUGUUGUCGGUAAAAUUUGCGCGGUAUUCGUCAGCAUCCCACAGCCUAUUGUUGGCGGAGUUUUAAUGGUCAUGUUUGGAAUGAUCGCCGCUGUUGGAAUCUCUAAUAUCCAGUUUGCUGACAUGAAUUCCUCCAGAAACUUGUUCAUCGUUGGAUUUUCCAUUGUGUUUGGAUUAGCUCUACCAUAUUACAUGAAGACUCACCCGAACGCGAUUGACACAGGUAUUUUGGAAAUCGAUCAGAUACUGACGGUCCUGUUCAAAACAAGCAUGGCCGUGGGUUGCAUUGUUGCACUAAUUCUUGACAACACCAUCCCUGGUACCAUCGAAGAACGCGGGCUCAAGGCUUGGAGGAAACAUCUAUCAGAUGAGAGCGAUGAACAGUUUCAAACAGCUUCUAUUAAGAUCUAUAAUCUGCCGUUUGGUCUCAAUCGCAUCAGUAGCUCCAAAGUGGCCAAGUAUUUGCCUUUCCUGCCGUACAACGACGAAGAUCGCUCGCCAACAGCUAAUGAAGAACUGAAGGACGUUGAUUCUAAACUGUAAAAUACAGUAGCAGUUUUACGGUCUACAUGACUGGGAUUUUUUCGGGUUAAUGCCUGGAUAGAGUAUUCAGAAGGUCUCACUGGGGUUAACUGUUAGCGGUAAAACGGGCCAAACCUUUAGCCCUUAGGCGUGAAAAUUGGGAAAUUUUAAAAGUUAGCUGUAAAAAAUAUAAAGCGACAAAAAAUUAGCCACGAAAGUAAAAGA
Molecule: messenger RNA, 2305 nt
Organism: Orbicella faveolata
Lineage: Eukaryota; Metazoa; Cnidaria; Anthozoa; Scleractinia; Merulinidae
Product: solute carrier family 23 member 1-like
Biological process (GO): transmembrane transport
Cellular component (GO): membrane
Molecular function (GO): transmembrane transporter activity
Source: RefSeq, a predicted model, not a curated record